AUGGACGCCUUCCGGCCGGACUUCGAGGCCAGCGCCAUCUCCAUGGACGAGGUGCGCGAGAUCGCCGACAAGGAGCCCACGCCCAUGUCCCUGCAGCAGAUGCGCACCUUCGCCGACGGCAGCAUGAAGCUGCACGUUCUGUCGGCCAAGUUCGUGCACAAGGAGCUCCAGUCCCGCUACGCGCGCGCCAUCAUGGAGCUGUCCGACCUGCCUGUGGGCCUGAGCGACACCACGUCGGUGCGCCACGCCAUCAACUUCUACCGCUACGAGCUGCAGAGCAUUAACCGCAUGAAGUCGCCCACCAACGCCGCCGAGGACCUCGUGUUCACCGAGAAGAUCCGCAACGCCAAGGAGCGCGGCUCCAACCUCGUGCCGCUCAUCUGCUACGGCCUGCAGGAGCUCAAGGCAACGGACCUCGGCCAGAGCGCGCUGCAGCUCGAGACCGUGCAGGAGGACAUCUCCUCCCGCCUGGACAAGUUUUUCCUCGGCCGCAUCGGCAUCCGCAUGAUCAUCGGACACCACGUCGAGUCGCUGGAGCACACGGGCGGCCGCGUCCACCUCGUCAACGCAGAGCAGGUCGUGCGUGACGCGUGCGAGCGCGCGCGGAGGCUCUGCAUCCAGUACUGCGGCGUGGCGCCGCCCGUGCAGAUCCGGGCUACGCCCAGCGCCAACAUGCCCUUCAUGUACGUCGAGUCGCACCUGCACCACAUGGUGUUUGAGCUCGUCAAGAACUCGAUGCGCGCCACCGUGGAGCACCACCGCUCCCGUUCGCAGCCCCAGCCCCGCGGCAAAGUGAACCGCUUCGAGCGCGUGAUGAACCCGAAGAGUCCGUCGCUGGGCUUCUACAUCCCGUCCGUGCAAGACGUUGCAGGGGUCAAGAUCUACCCGGACGUGAGCAAGUACAGCGCCGGCGACGACUUCCCUCCCGUUGAGAUCGUGAUCUGCCAGGGCAGCGAAGACCUGACCGUCAAGGUGAGCGACGAGGGCGGAGGUGUGCCUCGCAGCCGCUGGAACAAGCUCUGGCACUACGACUACACCUCGAGUCCUCUGUGCCCGCCCAUCGACUCGGACAACUACCCGACGUACCACGAACACUUCAGUGGCGGCGGCUAUGGUAUGCCAAUGGCACGAUUGUUCGCUCGGUACUUCGGCGGUGAAGUUGUCUUCAGCUCGCAGGAGGGGUCCGGCUCGACGGCGUUCAUCCAGGCACACCGACUGGGGACGAACAUGGAGUUGGUUCCUCUUCGAAGGCAGAUGCAGACGGCAACGUCGCCCCCUCCGCACUGGCAACUGCGCCGUUGUGCAUACGCAUAG
Phytophthora sojae is the source of this 1314-nucleotide messenger RNA. RefSeq lists its product as hypothetical. The record is from RefSeq and is a predicted model, not a curated record. The coding region runs from base 1 to 1314 and encodes 437 amino acids. NCBI's taxonomy places the organism in Eukaryota, Oomycota, Peronosporomycetes, Peronosporales, Peronosporaceae. Gene Ontology annotation, molecular function: pyruvate dehydrogenase (acetyl-transferring) kinase activity. The transcript has a single exon. Gene Ontology annotation, cellular component: mitochondrion. Gene Ontology annotation, biological process: protein phosphorylation; regulation of glucose metabolic process.